Messenger RNA from Parnassius mnemosyne (clouded apollo), 1776 nucleotides. Lineage: Eukaryota; Metazoa; Arthropoda; Insecta; Lepidoptera; Papilionidae. The record is from the annotation of a GenBank genome assembly.
AUGCGGGGUAUUGCGCGAGGGGCCGACCACGCGCUGGCGCGGGCUAGGCUCAGUACAGAUUCUAUGAACGUAGAAGAUGAAUUAUUUGCCGAUCUUGAAUCGAGCGACAAAUUUGACCCUGGAAGUGAGGAAGAGGACCAAUCUUCAGAGGAUGGCAACGACGAGCAGCUGCAAUUUUCCCGCCUAUCUGCCAUAAAUAUAGAAUCAAAUUCACCGAUCAGAAGGCCACGUUCCGCCCCACCACAUUCGACGCCCGAUACUUCAGAAGACCAACUCAAUUUAUCCCAAGAAGAUAUGUAUUCGAUCAGACCAUCAGUUGAAGGCUCUAUAUCAGAGUGGACUGAGGUAGGCGAAAUGAAAAACUUUACUUUUACGCGACUCAACGAAUUUUACGCUAAUCCUGGGAUAAGACCUAUUGAUUAUUUCGACUAUUUCUUUAGUGAAAAUUUUCUUAAAAUGAUUUGUGAAGAAACUAAUAAACAAGCAGUCAAAUUAUCAGCUGGAGUGUCACAAAAAUCUAGAAUAUCGGCAUGGAAGGAACUAACUGUUUCCGAGUUUAAAGUUUUUUUGGGUCUACUCUUUCAUAUGGGCACUAUUCAGCUUAAUCGUCUUCAGGAUUACUGGAAAACAGGCAGGUUAUUUUCCAUACCAAUUUUCGCUGAACAAAUGGGUCGGAAUAGAUUUCUACUGAUUAUGAGAUGUCUCCAUUUCACGUCUGAAGCAGAUAAUGGCGACCCAGUGCAAAAAGUUCGCAGUGUCGUCGACUAUUUCAAUACGAAAAUGAACGAAUGUUAUUACCCCGCGAAAGAAUUAUCUUUAGAUGAGAGCAUGAUAUUAUGGAGAGGUCGACUAAAGUUCCGCCAAUUUAUAAAAAAUAAACGUCACAAAUAUGGGAUCAAAUUAUAUAUGCUCACGGAACCUGACGGUUUGGUUUUGAAAUUCCGUGUGUACGCAGGCGGUCUUGACCACGAAGUUUCGGGUAAAGGUCACGCCGAGAAAGUAGUGAUGCAGCUCAUGAAUGAAAAGCUUCAUAAUGGCCAUGCACUAUACAUGGAUAAUUUCUAUAACAGUUUGGGUUUAGCGAAAAAACUUCUCGAUAAUAAUACGUACUGCACUGGAACAUUACGCAUUAAUCUGAAACAAAAUCCUCAAGAGGUCGUUCAAAAGAAUCUGAAGAAAGGAGAAAACAUUUCUAGGUACUGCCAAGGAGUUCACAUAGGAAAAUGGAAGGAUAAACGACCUGUUACCUACAUUACUACAGAGUUUGAAGAUAAAAUGCUUCCAAUAACUAAUAAACGUGGACAAGUCGCUCAAAAACCCGAGGCAAUAGCAAAAUAUAAUGAUUAUAUGUCUGGAGUCGACCGGCAAGAUCAGUUGUUAGCAUUUUAUCCUUGUGAAAGGAAAACUUUGCGGUGGUACCUAAAGGUUGCUAUUCACACAUUCCAGCUGCUACUGAUAAAUUCAUUCAAAAUAUAUAAUAAGUACUCAGGUCAACCUAAAAUGACUUUAUAUGAUUACCGCUUAUCAGUGAUAAGCGCAUUGCUACCAGAUAAACAUGUCAAAACAAAUCCAGGACCUGUAAAAAGACAAGUUCCUAUGCCGCACAAAAUCAGUAAGAUUACGGAAAGAAAUGCAAAAGGAAAAUUGAAACGUAAGCAGUGCCGCCAAUGCACAAAAGAAAAAAAACGUACAGACACUAUUUGGCAUUGCAUUACUUGCAUCGAAAAACCUGGAUUAUGUGUCGAAUGUUUUGAAGUAUAUCAUUCUUCAAUUUGA